AUGCUCAACGACUCGCAGACGGUCUGGCUCGUGGACUUCUACUCGCCCUGGUGCCCGCACUGCCGCCAGUUCGCGCCGCAGUGGGAGGAGGUGGCCGGCGUCUACGCCGACGUCAACACCGUCCAAUUGGGGGCGGUCGACUGCACUGAGCAGAAUGAGAUCUGCGACCGAGAGGACGUGCACUCGUACCCGGGCGUCAAGAUGUACCACGUGACGAACGAGGCCAUCGUCAUGCCCCAUGCUCGACACGUGUACGCCCGUCAGGUGGCCAGGUGGAUCGAGGAAACUCUGCACGAGAACAAUAUGCAAUCAGGCAUUGAUAUCGAUACGGUGUAUACCAAGAACCCGCUUCGGGACGAUAUGAAGAAGAAGGAGUUCAAGUUCGGAGACCCCGUGGAGCCUUUGCACGAUGACCGGUCCGCGGAGAUUCAGCGAAAAAGGCUGAAGGAUGCGGCCGCAACGACGUUGCUUACCUUUGAAGACGGGUUUUUCAUGGGCACGGCGGUGCUGGAUGGACAGAGGUAUAAGGCUGCGGUCGCGUGGGUAUCGGCGCUGGCGGCGUCGUUCCCCAUGAAGGAGAACCGAGCGGCGUUUGCUCUUCUUGUGAACGAGAUGAAGCAAAAGGAGCGGUGGGGGAAGAUGGAGUGGAGAGAGAAGCUGGAAAAGUGGAAAACGACGGCCAAUGCGAUGAGCUCUCCUCGUAACCUCUUCCUGUCGAAAGACGAGUUGGCGCUGUGUACAACGUACACUUGUGGGCUGUGGGGGCUUGAGAUCAUGUCUGCUAUCCGUCUCGUCGUCAAACACUUUUUCGGCUGUGAGGAGUGCAAGCGCCACUUCCUGCAGGCAAACCCCGAGAGUAUCAUCGACAAAUUGGCGCUGAGGGACGACGAUGGGCCUCAUGCCGUCGCAUUUUGGAUCUGGACGAUGCACAACACCGUCAACAAGGUCCUCGGCAAACCUAGGUGGCCUACGAACUUGUCCUGCCCCAACUGCUACACUGCCACUGAUCAGCCGCUGUCAUUAGAUCCGGCACAGCUGAGUGAAGAGGACAUUGUUGCAUACAUCAGAAGCGUCUAUAAGAUCGAGGGCAGCUUGAAACUCGAGCAGCGUGCUGCCAGCGCUACAUCAUGGAGCUCGGUAGGGGGCUUCACUUGGAUGGCAGCUGCUGCUCUACUACUUGCCGUUUUUGCGAUGUUGCUCCAGCAGAACAAACACUGGUUGGUUGGAGUCAAAGCGCUGAAGGGGCGUGAUCACAUCGCAUAG
Phytophthora sojae is the source of this 1263-nucleotide messenger RNA. RefSeq lists its product as hypothetical. Bases 1 to 1263 code for a protein of 420 amino acids. Gene Ontology annotation, cellular component: Golgi membrane. The record is from RefSeq and is a predicted model, not a curated record. NCBI's taxonomy places the organism in Eukaryota, Oomycota, Peronosporomycetes, Peronosporales, Peronosporaceae. The transcript has 2 exons. Gene Ontology annotation, biological process: protein folding. Gene Ontology annotation, molecular function: flavin-dependent sulfhydryl oxidase activity; protein disulfide isomerase activity.